UUGCCUUCAGUUGUGCGCUUUCGCUUCCUGCGUCCUGACUUUCUACCCCUGCUCCGCUUCUCUCUAUUGCCUGCUGGCUGGAUUGGGUGACGUUGGACAACAAAGAUGGCGGCAGGGAGCAGCAACUAUUGGGAAGAUUUAAGGAAACAGGCCCGGCAGCUGGAGAAUGAGCUUGAUCUGAAGUUGGUGUCUUUCAGCAAACUGUGCACCAGUUACAGCCACAAUAACUCCAGAGAGGGAAGACGCGACAGCUCUGACACAACCCCACUACUAAAUGGAUCAAGUCAAGAUCAUAUGUUUGAGACAAUGGCGGUGGAAAUCGAGCAGCUUCUGGCAAAGCUUACCGGGGUAAAUGACAAAAUGGCUGAAUACAGCAGCACAGCUGGUGUGACUUCUAUAAAUGCUGCACUGAUGCACACGUUACAGCGGCACAGAGAUAUCCUGCAGGAUUACACACAUGAAUUCCACAAAACAAAAGCCAACUUCCAGGCAAUCCGAGAAAGAGAAGACCUCUUGGGAUCAGUACGAAAGGAUAUUGAGUCAUACAAAAGUGGAUCUGGAGUUAACAACAGGAGAACAGAACUAUUUUUAAAAGAACAUGAGCAUCUCCGUAGUUCUGACCGUUUAAUAGAAGAAACUAUAAGUAUUGCUAUGGCAACUAAAGAAAACAUGACAUCACAGAGGGGAAUGCUGAAAUCCAUUCAGAGCAGGGUGAACACCUUGGCCAAUCGUUUUCCCGCCGUUAACAGCCUCAUCCAGAGAAUCAACCUGAGGAAGCGCAGAGAUUCUCUCAUCCUGGGCGCAGUUAUCGGCAUUUGCACUAUUUUGUUGCUGCUGUACGCUAUCCAUUGAUGACUGACGCGCCACAGACUAACCAACCACAAUCCAGGGCAAAGUCCAGCUGCCAUCCAGCCCAAGUGAAGCGCGGAAGGCGCAGUUCAGUGCACACAACCUGUAGAUAAGGGAGUGGGAUAUCUUAAACCAAUUUACAUUUUAUAUUGGAAAUCUUCAUAGCACUGGCAGUAUCCCUGUGUUCGCCAGCCCUACGCGCACACAACGACAUGUAACUGUUUACUGUAUCCAUGAUGUAUCCGGACAUAUAGACAUGUACUUUCCGAGGGAGUUAAACAUCCAUUGUGCUAUGCUGCUACCAGGCCAUCAGCCAUCAGACCGGCUUUGCCAGCAAGGUAUGUGUCUGAUUGCCUGAACAUUCAGUUUUAUGCAGAAUAAUUGUACAGUGCACUAAUUUAGUCACAAAUGCAUUCUUAACUCCUCCACCCCCCCUAAUAAAUGCAACAUUGUUCAUACAAAAUGUUUUACUAUCUUCUAAAGCCACUCACUGGGACACAUGGAACUCAGAGAACAGAUAUUUGAGGAGGUAACUUGGUUACCAAAUAGGUGUCUUUUCUCUCACCUCCCAUAUGCAACUCACGGAAAUCCUGCCAGAGAACAUCAGUUUUGGUUGCAUCUUUGCAGGAACCUUACAAGCAGUUAGUUACCCAUUUGGGACCUUCCAGUGUUCCUCAAGCUGCCUGUGUAGUUGUAUGCCCAGCCUAUGUAGCGAUCAGGUGAUUCUCAGCUGGGAUGCUGUAAUAAUCAUAUUUAUCAGAAGGACCUUCCAAUUAGUAAUUGUGGGAUAAAUUACCCUUCUUGAGUCCUGUAGCUGGUGGAAAUACAAGAUUAGUACCAGGUGUGUUUGGGUUUAAAGGCCCUCCCUCAUCAAGCUUGGAUUUCCUGUCUCCUAAACAAGGGGAAGCCAUGCUCAGCCCCCUGCUGCUGCCUGUGUGUAUCAUGGGAGAAAUCUAGCUGGUCAGCAGUGCUCACUGGAAAUGCUUUAUGCAAAAGGUGUUCCAUCAUCCAAAAACUGGCACAGCGGAUGUCUCGUAUAGCUGCUUGGAUGAGCUUACCUUCUGCAUUCCAUAACAGCUGCCACUAAGCCAUCACCCCUUUAUUGUUCCCAAGCACCCCAACUUUACAGUAAACCCGAAUGUUUGCUACUGACAUGAGUGGAGCUGGUAGCCUGGUUACAUGCAAAGCCCAUUACUUUAGUCACCCCGUUGAAUAGGAAAGUGUUAAUCUCAAUUAAAGCGUCUAAUCCCAAAGCCUCUACCUGUACAUACCCCUCCCCCUCCUAAUGGCACUUUCUCAUUCGCCUUUACAGAUAGCUCCAUGAAACUAAUGAUAUUUUAUUGCUCUUGUAAUUAUUUUCCCAUUUCUGCACCUAAUGUGCAUUUUUUCUGUCUGUAAUAAAGAAGAAAGCUUUGUUAUGUAAUUUAAUAAUAAAUUAGAGUUCUACAUA
Messenger RNA from Xenopus tropicalis (tropical clawed frog), 2299 nucleotides. RefSeq names its product golgi SNAP receptor complex member 1 (gene gosr1). Gene Ontology annotation, biological process: endoplasmic reticulum to Golgi vesicle-mediated transport. Gene Ontology annotation, cellular component: membrane; cis-Golgi network; Golgi membrane. Lineage: Eukaryota; Metazoa; Chordata; Amphibia; Anura; Pipidae. Bases 106 to 852 code for a protein of 248 amino acids. The record is from RefSeq and is a predicted model, not a curated record. The transcript has 9 exons.